This is a messenger RNA of Dermochelys coriacea (leatherback sea turtle), 5236 nucleotides long. RefSeq names its product sodium voltage-gated channel beta subunit 4 (gene SCN4B). The transcript is spliced from 5 exons. Gene Ontology annotation, biological process: regulation of ventricular cardiac muscle cell membrane repolarization; regulation of sodium ion transmembrane transporter activity; cardiac muscle cell action potential involved in contraction. NCBI's taxonomy places the organism in Eukaryota, Metazoa, Chordata, Testudines, Dermochelyidae. The coding region runs from base 359 to 1033 and encodes 224 amino acids. Gene Ontology annotation, cellular component: voltage-gated sodium channel complex; membrane. Gene Ontology annotation, molecular function: sodium channel regulator activity; transmembrane transporter binding. The record is from RefSeq and is a predicted model, not a curated record.
CGGCCGGGCCGGUUUGUGCUGCGGGAUGCCCGGCAGGCGGCUCCCCGGCUAGUGUGCGGAGCCCCCCCGGCCCUGUCCGACGCCUCUCCGGCUGCAGCGCCCCCGCGCUCCCCGCAGCUGGCCCCUGGCAGCGCGCCCUGCCUCGCCCUCCGCCCGCCCUGCCCGGCUGCGGGCGCCGCGUCCGUCCGACUUGGCUGCGCGGAGCCCCGGCGGAUGCUGCAGGGACCAGCCGGACUUUGGCUCCAGCCUUGUCCCCCUGCCCCUUGCGCCGGGACCGGGCGCUCCGGCGGCAGCUUGCCCCGACCCUGCCCCGCCUUUGGCGGCUGCGGGGGGUCCCCGAGGUGCCCUGGCACAGAGGAUGGCGGCGGACGGGAGCAGCGCCCGGCUCUGCCGGAGCUGGCUGGCGGCGGCUCUGCUGGGUUUACAUCUCUUCUCCAUGGCUGUCACCUUGGAGGUCUCAGUGGGGAAAAACAACCUUGUGAUGGCUCUCAACGGCUCAGAAGUGCAGCUGCCCUGCAUCUUCACCACCUGCAUAGGAUUCAAGGACCUUGACUUCACUUGGUACUACAACAGCAUUGACCUGAUCUAUCACGGGAAUAUAAAGAACAAAGCAUCAGAGCCAAUGGUGCUAUUCGCCGACCCUCGGGUUCGGUUAAUUGGCACAACCACUGGGAAGGAAAACAACAUCUCCAUCUCCAUGGGGUCUGUGGACUUCAAUGAUGCUGGGAAGUACACCUGCCAUGUCAGGAACCCAAAGGAAAUGAAUGCUGAACACAAUGCCACCAUCAUCCUCAAGGUGGUCCAGGAGAUGGUACCGGUGGACAACACGCUGACGCGCAUUAUCCUGGGAGCCGUGGGCGGGCUCGUCGGCCUCCUCAUCCUCAUCCUCGUCAUCAAAAAAAUUGUCCUGCUUAUCCUCAAAAAGUCUCAGGAGAAGAAGAAGGAGUGUCUCGUGAGCUCCUCAGGGAUUGACAACACUGAGAACGGCCUGCCGGGCUCCAAGGCGGAUCAGAAAGCUCCACCAAAGGCAUGAAGCAAACUCAGUGUGACCCACGAGGCAGCAAAACUCUAAUGGCCGGGGGAGGGGAAAUCUAUUUUAUUUUGAAACUAACAAUGCUUGAGACAUCUCUAUAUUAUGCACAUGCCUGCAAUUCGCACCGCUCUUCAGCCCAGACUUGGAACGCUGUGUGUCCUGGGAGCAGCUUGUGCCCAGGCUAUGCUCCCAGCAGGGGAAAGGGAGCAAGCCAGCUCCAUUCUCUCUGGGAGGAGGUGGGAACUCCCUGAGCUGGAGCUUGAGCUGAGGUAGGUGGGUGUUUUCAUGUGGUGCGUGUGUGAGAGCAGCUGGGUCAUCACACAGAGACUGGGCGAGAGGGCGCUGAGCAGAAACGGUGCCUUGCGAAGCUGAGAGCGGAGUGGGUGUGGGGGGGCGUUGCCUGCCCGACUCCCAGAGAUGCUACACUGGGAGGAGGCCAUGCACCAGGCAGAGGGCAGCUAGUUCCUGGAGCAGAGGCCUCUGGAGCGCAAGGCUGCAUGGAACGCUAGCCAUAGAGAGAGAUGCUCCUGUCCCUGCCUGAGCAUGGGGCUGGCUCAAGGAGAAAGGGGGCUCUGCUGCCAAGCACGCUUCUGAACCAAAUGACUAGUGCCGCCUUUACCAAGCCUGGCUUUAAUCUCUUUUCCCAACUGGUUAAGAAAAGAGAUUUGUCUGUACCGUUAGGAAAGAGAUUAAGGGGCUCCUGCUGCUGCUCCUGGGACGAGCUCUCCCUCCCCUGCCAUUUCCAUUCCACUCCAGCAGGUGAGCUGCCCACUCUAUCCGUCUGGGCUUUUGCAGCUCUGUGGUAUUGUCACCAGCUGCCGUUGGUGCCAAGGAUGGAAUACACCGCGACCAGGGGUUGCCGUAGUCACAGGGGCCUAUGUCCGUUAGUUACCUACAGCAGCCAUUCACCUGCUACCCUGUGUGAUUGCUAUGGGCCUGGCUCUCCACUGCCCUGCCCUUGUGUCUUCACUUGGAUGCAGUGCAAGGGCAAUGCAAAGCACUGCCAGUCUGACCCCCUUUGCACAUGGCAGCACAAGGUACAGGGGUCCUGUGUCCGGCUGCCUGGCAAACCUGCCCUGUGAUCUCUGCGUAGAAAAGCAAGGUCAAUAGUAAAGUGUUGGGGGGAGUCCGGGGAAGGUUCAUUCCUCUGCCUGCACUUUGUCACUGGCACUUGCCUGGCUCCCGGUGAGGGCACUUGUUUUGCUCUGUGGUGUUCCCUGUCCCACUGGCAGCAGUGCUGCUUGUGGGGGAAGGGCAGCUGGGACACUUGUGUGUAAUUCUUGUUCUCUCUGUUCUGGAGGGUCUUUCUGACUCUGCCAAGACAUCGCGGUGAAGGGUGCGCACCUGGAAGGGGGCAGCUGGGGUGACAAGCUUCAGGUUUCUGACUGUCCUCCUGGGGCAGAGGAAAUAUUGACAAAGUGGGUCCCAGCCCACAAGCUGAGGGCAGUGGCUGGUUACAUGUCCAGUGCUGACUGUGCUUUUACCUUCAGAAAUCUCGACUCCCCUGCUCCCCAAGCAGCAUUCAGGGGAAAAGGAGUUCAGAUCCCACGUCGGGCAUUGGGUCCUAGCCAGGCUCUGGAUCAUGGCACUGUGAUCCCCACCAGGCUGCAUAGGCAAUGUUCCCAAACAGCCAGGCCCACGUUCUGCCUUCUGUUAUGUGUGCCCAGAUGCAGUGAUGCCCAGGAGCUGCCAAGGCAGAAUGUGCCCCUUGGAGUCCUCUUGCAGUCCCAGAUUGACAGGUGGCGGUGAGGAUAUUGUCACCCUUCCUGGUCUGGUACAAACCCCCUGGCACAGCCACUCCCUCUAGAGCACUGGAGCUUUCUGUGGAACUACCAGGGGGUCCUUUCUUCUUCCCUAUGCUGAUUGGCUAUUGCAGCCCCAUGCCCUCACUGGGUAUGCUGGUGCAGAAUUGGUGCCAUGCUUUGUGACAUCCGCCCUGGGAGGUUUUGUCUCCCACACGUGCUAGUGAGGUACCAAACACGUCCUCUCCCCGAGCUGUCUGACAUGCCAUACCAAACACACACCCCAGUCCCAGCUGCACUGAUAGUCCCUUUGGGGCUUAGCCAUCUCCCGGAGCUCUGCCCUGUGUCACUGGUCAUGUCUCCACCAAACACAGCCCUGUCUCAUUCCAGGGAAUACUGGGCUUUACCAAAGAGUUGCCGUGUUGCUUGGUGAAACCCACAGUGCUGGGAAUGUUUUUGUUUUAGUAGCGAGUGCCUGGAAGCUGCCUGCCUGUCCCUGGAGUGCUGCAUAACCAAGCAGAGCUGCAGGCUCUUUGCAUUGUUCAGCCCCACCAGGGUAGAGAGCACCAGAUUGUAAAGAACAGGUUUGCACACUCCUGCCAUGUCAGGGUGCUUUGUGUCAUAGGGAGCAGCAUGAAUGGAGCUGGGGAUUGUACUAAGCACAGUAUCUAAGUACCAAAUCCAGGCGGACUGGGGAAUCCUUUGGGAAUUUGUUUAAGUAGCACCAGCCCCGCAGAGGAUUUUCCUGCCAGCGGAAGUUGGGGGGAUGUGCUGGGAAGUGCAUCUCAUGGAACGGAACCAAUCGGGGUCAGGGCCACGCCAAGAAAAGCCAGUGUGGCUGCCGUGUCCUUGGAGAGGAGCUGGGUGCGUUGUUUGCCUGGGGGCUUUGGCUGCGAGAGGCUGGGUAUUAACGAGGAACUCCAGCGAUGGGACUGGAGAGCCUGGGAGGCCAGUGCUAGGUGAGGACAGCCCAGAGCAAUGCAGGAAGCCCACCUAAGUCAGAGUCUUUCUCAUGACAUCAUUGGGCUUCGGGUCAGUGCCUCAGUGGCCAUGAUCAUGAGAGACUUAGUGCUGCGCAAAGCGAAAAUGUCCAAGCGCAGGGAGAGUGGCCAGAGGCUGGCUGGGGACGGGGCCGUGGCUCCAGACUGAUGUGUUGGUGUGUGUAAACCCGGACUGCGAGAUGAUUGCUGUAGGGCACUGGGCCUGAUUCUUCUGCCCUACGCCUGCUUUAUGCUGGUUUGAGUGGAGUCACUCCUGAUGCCUGGGAAGUGCGUGAUGGGGUGUGCAAGGGCAGAGAACUGGCUCCCAUGACUGCUGGUGAAUGGGCCUGCCUCCUUCUCACACGUACACCUGCCUGCCCCAACAGGCGCUUCCUUCAGGGGAGAUCGGGAAAUGAGGGAGCAUGGUUCACACGGAUCGCUACAUUUCCUUCAUGUUGCAGACCUCUCAGGUGCACCGUCUCAUUUAUGUGGGUGUAAAUCAGGAGUAACGCCUCGGGAGGAAGUGUAGUAAGCCCAGUUUAAAACUGGUGUACAUGGGAGAAGAUCUGGGCCCAAAGUUCUGGCCCCCUGCUCCCAUUGCCCUGGUUGCGAGGGGCUGCUCAGGCAGCAGAGACAAGAGGCCGGGGAGACGGGCUGCCGGAACACAGCUUCAGACAGCAAAGUGAGUGGGGAAGGCGAUGGCUCGGAAAGUAGAGCAGGUGGUGGAGCUAUCUUUCUAGGUCGCAUGUUUAAACCUGGUGAGCCGUGGUGGUUGUCAGUGGCAGCUGUGAGACAUGAGUUUUUGUUCUGUCCCCGAUGGACAGGGGUCCGCAUCCCAGUCUGCACCAACUGCUCGAGUCUGUAGAGGGAACCAGGGGGUGAAUCUCCAUUUCGCCUUAGGGGCAGGGUGGAGGCACGUCACCGAGGCUAAGUUCACAUGCAGGAUUCAUAGGGCUCUCAGCAAGGAAACAUCCCCCGGGCCAGGGGACGGGGCGGGGGUGGGAUUGCCUGUUUUCAUGCUGUGGAAGUGCUGCACGGCUCCUUCUGUUCUGCACCGUGGACAUGCUGAAGCAUCUUCCUGGGCUGGGCCCCAGAGCCAGGAAAAGACGAGGUUGUCAAAGUCGCUGUGUCUGCCCAAUGGCAGAAGAAACCACUGUGAAAUGGUUCUGAACAAAGGUGUUGGGAAGGCCUGUGAGCAGGGCCCAUGCUCUGCACUGCUUGCCUGCGCUCACGCCAGGCGGAGCAGCCUGGAAUACAUUCCUUGACUGCACUGGCUCACCCAGUCCCGUGUCCUGCUGUGGCUGAUGUACAUUCAGUUGCUCUCCCUCUACUGUGUGUCGUUUACCUGGCCGGUUUUCUAGGGAGAAGCUGCCGUAUUUUUUAAAAAUCAGUUCCGGUUUUACUCUUUUUUUUUUUUAAAGCUUGGUGCUUACAGUAACAAACACGGAAGAAGCUGACCUACCAAGGCUUUAAUUAGUUAC